Parnassius apollo (apollo) is the source of this 384-nucleotide messenger RNA. NCBI's taxonomy places the organism in Eukaryota, Metazoa, Arthropoda, Insecta, Lepidoptera, Papilionidae. The record is from the annotation of a GenBank genome assembly.
AUGACAAUUUAUGACAACCCUGCAAUUAAAGUUAGUUUGCCAUCAGCCAUAACUCCUCAAAAUAUUAUGUCUGGUUUUGCUGUGAGUGGAAUAUGGCCUUUUGAACGAAACAUUUUCGUUGAUAUCGAUUUUGCGACGUCUUAUGUAACAGACAGGCCCGCAACUCAACAAGAAAAUCAUCAGCCUGAUCAAAAUGUAGCCAGUGAUGCCCCAAUCGUAGAAAAUAUGUUAGACACAUACAGAACUCCAUCACCAACUACUGGACCCAGUGCAGUGAUCAUGCCAGCACAAAAUGUACCAACGCCUGAAUUAAUUAUGCCAUUCCUGAAGGCGCCUGAAAAGAAAACCACUUCUAAUCGUAGAAAGACAAUAAGCGCUGUUUGA